Molecule: messenger RNA, 644 nt
Organism: Owenia fusiformis
Lineage: Eukaryota; Metazoa; Annelida; Polychaeta; Sabellida; Oweniidae
Source: the annotation of a GenBank genome assembly
AAAUAAGAGAUGUCAAUAUAUCAUUACUUCAAUGUUAACAACAGUAGGUGAUUCAAAGGGAUCUAACCAGGAGAAUAACAGGACGGGAGUAAACAUGCAGAACGAGGUUCAACAAAACGUGGUUGGCUAUCAGCCUGACCAGCAAGUUAUUUACACCAUUCAAGCCCCACGCCCCAGUGGUAGAGUUGAACAAUUCAAUGGAAAAGCAGCAACCAUAAUAGGAUCCAUCAUGAUUGGGUUAGGGAUCCUAUCUAUUAUUCUAGGGGGUGUAGCUAUUGUAUUAAAGGUAGCAUCAUAUUCCGUUGGUACAGGAAUCUGGUGCGAACUUUGUUUCUUUAUAGUGACUGGAUCAUUUGGCAUUGCUGCAGGCAGAUUUAAAUCAAAAUGUUUGAUCAUCACAUUUAUGGUAUUGUCAAUUGUGACAUCAUGUGCCUGUCUCACUCUGUUGGGCCUCUCUGCAGUUGGACUGGCAAAUGAUGUUGAUCCAGGCAGCACUAUGUAUCACAUCCUCUGCCUAUUGCUGUAUGGCUGUCUGUUGUUGCAACAAUGUAAGUGAAUCAAAUACACAACAUGGCCAUAUUAUUGGACAAGGGCAACAAGGAGUCCUAGCAAUGACCACAAGUGGGCCACAAGUGAUUUAUGUG